CUGUAGGACAUACGCGCUUCCAACAAAUUUAACAUUGUCAAGGUCAUCCCUCAGCUGGAACGUCCUACAAGAGGGGGUAUUAUUAUCCGCUUCUCUCGGGCGAUUUAUCCUGAUUUUCACUGAGACGUUGUCUGUUUGAUUAAAACUAUCUACAAAAUUAAAGUUUCAACAAUAUUUUAAGGAAUGAUUAUAUGAGGAGAAACUCCAGAAAAUUUCAAAAACUGAGAUCAAAUAUCUACGCCUGGAACUCCGUUUCUCGCGUCGAGCAGUGAUUUGUUACAAUCCUCUCACAGGACACGUAGUACCAACACCUUUUGAUCCAUUCAAAGCACGACCGGAUCUCCACAGCACUACAAGCUACAAGAAUUAAUAUAGGUCGGCUGACCUAUUCUUACUACUGAAGACUAGUUAUCACGUAAACCACUUCCACAAGACUCAGACUGCUAGUCCUUGCUAAACAUCACCUCAAAAUAACGUACUUUAAAGAAUGCCAGGCGGUUAUAUUCCCGGUCUUCCACCUAUCUACCCUAAUAGUUGGAUCUCUUCAGGAAUAUCAAACAUGUCUCACCUAGAACCUGCUGACUCAAAUUGCACCUAUGGAAUUCACUGGAUAUGGGUUUCAAUGGGACUGUGUGUUAUGGAUAUUCAAGGUGGCAUAGCCUUAUUUUGUGGAGUUCUAUGUUUAUUUCUUUGGAUUGCAGUAGACAAAGCUCUUUCUCCUAGUUUUCUUUGCUUUUGGACUUUCGGUGAUGUCUGUAACCUGAUAGGUUGUUUUUUAACACAUCAACUGAUUAUGCAGAUUGUUGUGACAGGGUACUGUAUUGUUAGUGACUUCGUCCUUGUGUUCCAAUUCAUCUAUUACAAACAUCGUCAUAAGGCUAUCUUACGUCGAAUGGCUACAGCUUUAAAAGAUGGUGAAGUAUCUUCGAACUCAAGCUCUUCUUCUCCCAUUAUUUGUGACGAAUCGGAACAACAUAAUUCACAUCAAGGAUAUCAAAGACUUUCAGUUGGUUUAGUUGGUGCAGGAUGUUUAACUUUGAUGGGCAUUUCUUUAACUUCUAUCGAGAAUCCGUUUAAUACUUAUGUUAUUAAACAAUCAGUAUCCAGUGGUUUACACUACCAAUCAAGACAGUUAUUGGAGUGGAAACAAUAUGAAUCAACAGAUCAUCCAUUCAUAAAUUCAGAUCCUUUAAAUGGUGGUACAAUUAUAUUGGGAUAUAUUCUUGGGUGGAUUUCCACAUCCAUGUACCUGUUCUCUCGAUUGCCACAAUUAUUUCGCAAUUGGAAACGUAAAUCAACUGAAGGACUGUCUAUAUUCAUGUUUUCUAUGGCUGUUACUGGGAAUAUUUCAUAUGGUAUUCAAAUUUUACUUACAUCUACUGAAAAAAACUACUUAAUCCGAGCUACACCGUGGCUUGUUGGAAGUUUCGGUGUAGUUUUGCUAGAUAUUUUUAUGUUAUGUCAAUUCUUCUUUUAUCAAUUACAUCAACACGGAAAUAAUAAUGACAGUAAUAAUCAGGAUCAAAGGAAUUUAUUAGAUACAAACCCCAAUCAAACUGAAACAGUUUAAGAUUAUUCUUUUUCACCAUAUGAUUGUAAAAUGUUAUUUUCAAUGUUUGUUCAUUUUUGCUACAGUUUCAAGUAUUUUAAUCCAUAGCUUCGCAUUCUUCCUGUAACUUGUUAUAUAUAUAUAUAUAUAUUAAUUGAGAUCAUCAAUCUCCACAACCCUAUACACUGAUAAAUACAUAUUUACUUAAUAAGAGAAAUUUAGCCACUUUGUUUGUUUGUUCGUCUGUUAUUUCCUUAUAUUCACUUUUAUUUGUUUGUACAGAAUAGUUUGUAUUUGAUUAUCCUACUGGUUUCGUUUUAUUUGUUCUUCUCUUUACAUUUGAUUUCAACUUCGUAUUAUUUCGAUAAAUAACUUUGUUACUAUUUUUUAUUAUCAUGAUUUUAAUAAUUUUAAAAUGUUGACUUAUCCAUAUAUGUAUUGAAUAUAAGAUACGUGUAAUUACUUUUCUUUCUGUUUAUAUAUAUGUGUGCAAGCGCUUGGUGAUGUUACUGAUGAAUAUUUGUUAUUUAAUUAUCAUUUAACCGGAUGAUUUGUUUCUAUAGUUAUAGAGUGAAUUAGUAUUGUAAAGUUGUCAUACUUGUCAUGAAACCUGGAGACCGUAAAUGUAAUCCCGUUUAGUAUCGUUUUGUGGGUUAACAAGAAGUUUUAUACCAGAGUGAAACAACUGUACAGUAAUCCAUGUUUUCCAAUCAGUCAGUCAUUCAUCUACAACGUAGGAUCAGGCACAUGUGUAUCAGUGCAAGUUGCCUUACCUCAUUAGCACAACAAGAUGA
Messenger RNA from Schistosoma mattheei, 2343 nucleotides. The record is from the annotation of a GenBank genome assembly. Lineage: Eukaryota; Metazoa; Platyhelminthes; Trematoda; Strigeidida; Schistosomatidae.